This is a messenger RNA of Zingiber officinale, 2554 nucleotides long. Its product is annotated as MA3 DOMAIN-CONTAINING TRANSLATION REGULATORY FACTOR 1-like. The transcript has 4 exons. The coding region runs from base 257 to 2356 and encodes 699 amino acids. The record is from RefSeq and is a predicted model, not a curated record. Lineage: Eukaryota; Viridiplantae; Streptophyta; Magnoliopsida; Zingiberales; Zingiberaceae. Gene Ontology annotation, biological process: negative regulation of DNA-templated transcription.
CCGAAACCGCCUUCUUGAUCGGUGUAUAACCACUGCUCUCGCUCUCUCUCUCCUCGAUCUCUCUUCGCUGGCUUCCUCCUCCAAAUCCACUUCGCCGGAGCGAGAUCGACCGCCUCCGGCAAGAUCCGAGAAGAAAGAAAACGACCAACAGCCCCUCCAAUAAGCCUUCGGAUUCCUUUGGCUUUCUCCCCCGCUUGGCUCGAGAUCCCGGAGCCAAGCCCCGAUCCAGGCCGGUGGAGCGAUCGGGGAGAAGAGUAUGACCUCGCCUAGGAAAGAGGGGUUCUUGACGGAGGGGCAGCGGGAGGCGCUGAAGCUUGCUGCUUCCAACGCUGAUGCGAUUUUAUCAUCACCAAGAUCUCCUAAUAAGCUGGUGCUCCCUGAACUCUACAGCAAGGCUGGUGGAGGCGGGUCGAGAUCUCCUACGGCCAGCGGGAGACGUGUGCGCCGUUCGCACUCGGGGAAAUUUGUGCGGGUGAAGAAGGAUGGUGCUGGUGGUAAAGGUACAUGGGGCAAACUCAUGGAUACCGAUCCUGGUUCUCGCAUUGAUCGGAAUGAUCCUAACUAUGAUAGUGGUGAGGAACCAUAUGAACUUGUUGGUGCAACUAUUUCAAAUCCCAUAGAUGAGUAUAAAAAGUCUGUGGUGACAAUCAUUGAGGAGUAUUUCACCACUGGUGAUGUUGCAUUGGCUGCCACUGAUCUUAGAGAUCUUGGAUCUGCUGAGUACCAUCAUUUAUUUGUCAAGAAACUUAUUUCCAUGGCGAUGGACAGACACGAUAAGGAGAAAGAGAUGGCUUCUGUUUUGCUAUCUGCUUUGUAUGCUGAUCUGAUAAGUUCGUCUGAGAUUAGCCGAGGGUUCUCUAUGUUACUUGAGACUGUUGAUGAUUUGGCACUUGACAUCAUUGAUGCAGUUGAUGUACUGGCCUUAUUCAUAGCCCGUGCAGUUGUUGAUGACAUACUACCUCCUGCUUUUCUCACUAAAGCAAAGAGGACAAUUUCUGAAGUCUCUAAAGGUUUUCAGGUGAUUGAGACUGUUGAAAAAAGUUAUCUCUCAGCUCCCCACCAUGCUGAAUUGGUUGAGCGACGAUGGGGUGGUACCAUUCAUAUUACCGUUGAAGAAGUCAAGAAGAAGAUCACAGAUUUGCUGAGGGAAUAUAUUGAGAGUGGAGACACGCUAGAGGCUUGUAGGUGCAUAAGAGAGCUUGGAGUCUCAUUCUUCCAUCAUGAGGUUGUGAAACGAGCUCUGACUCUAGCGAUGGAAAUUCCAACAUCUGAACCUCUUAUACUGAAGCUGUUAAAAGAAGCGGCUGAAGAAUGCCUAAUCAGCUCUAGUCAGAUGAUCAAGGGAUUCUCUCGGCUUGCUGACAGCCUCGAUGACCUAUCUCUGGAUAUUCCCACUGCGAAAUCCUUGUUCCAGAUGAUAGUGCCAAAAGCAAUUUCUGAUGGAUGGCUUGAUCCGUCUUUCUUGAAGUCCAAUGAUACAGAUCAAGAUCACAACGACAAUGGUGAUGAGAAGUUGAGGAAGUACAAGGAAGAAGCUUCUACUAUCAUACUCGAAUACUUUCUCUCUGAUGACAUACCAGAACUUAUUAGAAGCCUUGAAGAAUUAGCUGCUUCAGAGUAUAAUCCUGUUUUCAUCAAGAAACUGGUUACACUUGCAAUGGACCGGAAGAACAGGGAGAAGGAGAUGGUCUCUGUAUUGUUAUCUGCACUUGCCAUGGAGUUAUUCUCUAGCGAUGACAUUGUUAAUGGAUUCAUCAUGCUGCUCCUGUCUGCGGAGGACACAGCAUUGGACAUUUUGGAUGCCUCAAAUGAGCUGGGGCUAUUCCUUGCAAGGGCAGUAAUCGAUGAUGUCUUAGCACCCCUCAAUUUAGAGGAGAUUUGUAAGAAGCUUCCUCACAAUUCAAGUGGGAGUGAAACCAUACGCAUGGCUCGCUCACUUGUAUCUGCUCGACAUGCCGGUGAGAGACUCCUUAGAUGCUGGGGUGGUGGCACUGGCUGGGCCGUGGAAGACGCAAAGGACAAGAUAAUUAAGCUGCUGGAGGAAUACGAGAGCGGGGGUGACAUUGGAGAAGCGUGCCAGUGCAUCCGUGAUAUAGGAAUGCCUUUUUUCAAUCAUGAAGUGGUGAAGAAAGCAUUGGUUAUGGCAAUGGAGAAGAAGAAAAAUGAUAGGCUUCUGGACUUGCUGCAGGAGUGUUUUAGCGAAGGGUUGAUCACCAUUCACCAAAUGACGAAAGGGUUCUCUAGGGUUAGAGAUGGGCUUGAAGAUAUUGCUCUCGACAUUCCCAAUGCAGACGAGAAGUUCAAAGCAUACGUGGGCCAUGCUAGGAAGCAUGGAUGGCUUCUGACAUCCUUUUAGGCGUUGUAUCUUUCAUGCCAGAUGCAGAAAGGCAUUACAGUCUGUUGUAGAAACAACUCCUUGCUUCUCUCUCUCAUGUGCCGUUUCACGAUGUUGUCUUUCCUUGGUUUAAUUGUUAGUAUAAUACAGUGGAUUAGAAUCAGAUCUUACAUAUGCAUCUUGUGCUUUUAAGAUAACAUUUUGGUUUGUUCUUCGAGA